This is a messenger RNA of Marchantia polymorpha subsp. ruderalis, 679 nucleotides long. Lineage: Eukaryota; Viridiplantae; Streptophyta; Marchantiopsida; Marchantiales; Marchantiaceae. The record is from the annotation of a GenBank genome assembly.
AAAAUUUGUGCAACCGAACAUUCAGCUCAAAAGGAAAAAUAGGUACUAUACACGAUCGCGUCGAUCAGCCUCGAUUAAUGAAUGGAUCGGAGGGGGAUUGAGGAACCGGAAGCAAGUGGAGCCUGUGGAGAUCGUCUGAUUGUUAGGAAUCGAUCGGAAGAUUCAUCGAUAAUCAUGUCGUCAGACCAGUUGCAGAGCGCCAAGGACUCUACUGCUCAGAGCACGGAGCAGACCAAGAAUUUCGGUGUCGAGAAAACCAGCCAAGCUCAGGACAGCGCUCACGAGAUGGGACAAGCUGUCCAGGACAGCAGUCAGCAGGCUGGACAGGCCACUUCUGAUGCUGCUCAGACUUCCAAGGACAAGACCGUCGAGGACAAGGACCACGCCGUCAACGCCCUGGAGCAGGCUGGUCAGAAGGCAAUGGAAACUUUGACCCAGGCCAAGGAGAAAGUCACGGGGAAUGAGGAGUAGAGAUCGAAUAUGAAUCGAUACUUGGGCACCCGUAGUCUCAUGGAUCCGCGGAUUUGAGGGUUCCUACCCAUGCAUGGGUUUGAAAGAGAGAACGAGGCGUGGUCUUUGGACAUGAUGGAGUCAGAGGAAGAGACGAGAUACAUGCAGAUCAUGUACAGUUCCGAUUAUGGAGAAAUGAAAGUGUAUGGAUAGUUUCAAUUCCCGUGGC